This is a messenger RNA of Mauremys mutica (yellowpond turtle), 1238 nucleotides long. RefSeq names its product translocase of inner mitochondrial membrane 22 (gene TIMM22). NCBI's taxonomy places the organism in Eukaryota, Metazoa, Chordata, Testudines, Geoemydidae. Gene Ontology annotation, molecular function: transmembrane protein transporter activity. Gene Ontology annotation, biological process: protein insertion into mitochondrial inner membrane. Bases 43 to 831 code for a protein of 262 amino acids. The transcript is spliced from 4 exons. Gene Ontology annotation, cellular component: TIM22 mitochondrial import inner membrane insertion complex. The record is from RefSeq and is a predicted model, not a curated record.
CUACAAGGGCCGUGAAUCCCGGCGCGCCUUAGCCCCUCGGUGAUGGGCAUGCUGGGAGUUGUAGUCCGCUGGGACGAGGGCGUCGCAGCCCGCCCGCGAGUAGUUACACUGUGUCGAAUCGGCUGCUGCGGAACCACAGGCGGCCGGGGCAGAAGCAUCCCCCCCCCAACUCCGAGUGUGGAAUCUACGGUCGGGGAGGCAACGACUGAGUUUACCCGGCCUGUCAUGGCGGCGGCGGCGGCCCCCUCCCCGGGGGGAAGCGCGCCCGCCGGCCCCGGGCCUGCCCCAGCCGGGCCGGCCCAGCUGCAGUACAGCCUCCUGCUGGAGCACCUGGUGGGGGAGCGGCGGGGGCCCCGCCAGGCCCGGGCCCUGGACCCCGCCGCGCUGGGGGGCAUCCCGGCCCCGCCCAAGAGCGAGGAGCAGAAGCUGAUCGAGCGGGUCAUGGAGAGCUGCGGGUUCAAGGCGGCGCUGGCCUGCGUGGGAGGUUUUGUUUUGGGAGGAGCAUUUGGUGUAUUCACAGCAGGCAUCGAUACCAACGUAGGGUUUGAUCCCAAGGAUCCCUAUCGUACACCAACUGCAAAAGAAGUCCUUAAAGAUAUGGGGCAACGAGGGAUGUCCUAUGCCAAAAACUUUGCCAUUGUGGGUGCUAUGUUCUCCUGUACUGAAUGCCUAGUAGAAUCUUAUCGUGGAAAAUCAGACUGGAAGAACAGUGUUGUUAGUGGUUGCAUCACUGGAGGAGCCAUUGGCUUUAGAGCUGGUUUAAAAGCAGGGGCCCUUGGCUGUGGUGGCUUUGCGGCUUUCUCGGCAGUGAUUGAUUAUUACCUACGGUAACAGCGCAGUCCUGUGGGGAAGUUUCACUUAUGUUCCAGUGCCGCUGGUAAGAGCUGUGGGUUCGCCAGACUUACUUCCUUGCCUUUGGAGCGGUGAUCAGAGCAGGAUGGUACCUGCCGUUUCCUAAAUGACUGAUAAUCCUUUCACCCCUGGCCCUGGCAGGCUGAUCUCAUGCCCAGGCGCAGGAGUUCCUGGGAAUUGAGCCAGGCUUUUGGACACACUGGUCAGUGUCGUCGUCAUCGGAAUGGAUAAACGGUCAGUUUCCAAGAACUAAGCCUUCCGGAUCCUUUGAGGUCUGACUUCUGGGGAGCGUUUUGCUGGUGUUGAAAGAGACAAGCUGUCAGGAUCUUGAUAAAUAAAUGCAGCAAGCUGGGUUGUCACAGUUUGCCGCGAACGUUUAACAGUAA